Poecilia latipinna (sailfin molly) is the source of this 1985-nucleotide messenger RNA. Its product is annotated as polycystin-1. The transcript is spliced from 8 exons. Gene Ontology annotation, cellular component: plasma membrane. The record is from RefSeq and is a predicted model, not a curated record. Lineage: Eukaryota; Metazoa; Chordata; Actinopteri; Cyprinodontiformes; Poeciliidae. Gene Ontology annotation, molecular function: protein binding. Bases 356 to 1798 code for a protein of 480 amino acids.
GUGGGAACUGCACGGAGUGGAAAGAGGAGGAGAGAGGAAGUUCUCCCAAACUUUUUUUUUUUUUUUUUUUCCUCCCUGAAAAGUCUCUGGAGACGUUCCGUUAGAUUUCCAGAGGAGGGGGGUUUGAUCAGGAAAAAACGUAUAACUCUGUGUGUGAAGACAAAAGCGGACUACGAAGUCAGAAGUGUAUCCCUCUUUUUUUUAUUUUUCUCUCUUUACUUGAAAGCCGUGAAAAGUGGAAACGCGUGUUUUUUUUCUUCCUCUUCUUUUUCUUCCUUUUUUUUUCCGUUUUGUUUGUUUCUUCCCAGCCUGACGGGACUUAGCACCAUCAGAGGCGAUGAGAUGUGAGUGAGCUAUGCCUUGUGGAAAUGGACAGACUUUAUCCAAGCGAGAACAUGGCGUCUGCGUCCCGAGGCUUAGCUUCUUUCCCGGUCUGCUUGUGGCGCUGUGCUGCCUGGAGGUGUGGGGCUCCGGGCCGCACGGCGGCGGCGGCUGCAGCCCCUGUCCCGUUAACUGCAGCUGUGCGCCAGCGGGGCCCCAGCGGCUCUGCGUCGUUAAUUGCUCCAGCCUCGGACUGGAAAGAGCCCCAGCGGCUGCUGAGUUUCCGCCGACCGUCAACACGCUAGAUCUGUCCAAGAACCACAUCUCCUCCCUCGAUACCAGCCUGCUGGAUCGGCUCACGGGCCUCCGAGAGCUAGAUUUGAGCAACAAUCAAAUUACCACCAUCGACGGAAGGAUAUGUGACAACUUAUGUAACCUAACACAAAUCGAUCUAAGCAAUAAUCCCUUUGAAUGUGACUGUGAGCUGUUCCGGUUGGUGAAGUGCCUCAAGGAGAAAAGAGUCCAAGUCCGACGCCUUCAUGCUAUGCUGUGCAAAGACCCGCCUGCGCUCCACCGACAGCCUUUGCUCAACAUUAGCCUGCAAACCUGUGGCCUCAGCUACGCCGCGUGUCUGGAGGACAGCAGCAGCCGAGGAGGAGGCCGAAGUGAGCUGGUGAUCUUCACUUACUCCAAGCCCGGGAACUACACGCGCGAGCAGUGUAACAGCGUGUGCUUCGGUUUGUCGCACCUCUACGGAGGCCUGGGGGAAAGGCACGAGUGUCUGUGCAGCACGAACAACGAGCCCAACUUCAUCAGCGGAUCCCACUGCUCGGCCGCCUGCACCAACCGCCACGUGAUGACGGAAUGUCGGUGGACUCUGGCCCGCGAUGUGUUUGCGGUGGAGUUCUCCGUCUCGCUCGGGGCUCUCCCACUGCAGAGCGUGCACGACCUCGUCGUUUUCUCCGCCGCCUCCUCCGUCACGCCCGUCACCCUUUCCUGGGACUUUGGCGAUCUCUCGCCUCGUCUCAGCCCCACGGAAAAGGGUGUCACCACUGCAGCUCACAAGUUUGCAAUUCCAGGACAUUACAAAGUCAGUCUGAAGGCCUGGGCUGGACACAAGGAGGUGUCUGCGCAGACAGACGUGACUGUGGCUCUUCCUCCCAAACUCGAGCUGCACUGCCCGUCGUUCGUCGUGGCCAACAAGAGCGUGGACGUCACACUGGUCAGCUGGGGCGGCGUCGGCCUAAAUGUGAACUGGACAAUCUCACAGAACGAUGUCCAGGUUGCCAAAGCCUUCCCGGACUGUCCUCCGAGGGAAGGGGUGUUGCACAGCAAGUCCUCCAGCUGCUUCCAGAUCUUUCCAGCGGAGCUGAGCUGGAAAGACGCUCGACAGCAGUGUUUGAGUCGCAACGGGGAUCUGGCUGUGGUUAGGAGUGAUGAGCUGCGCAACCUGCUGGCACGCAAAGUCACACAGUGAGUGAACUGGGACAUUGGUGUUUUUCUCGUUGUGACGACAUGACAUUAAGCCAGUGCCGUGAUUUCCAUCGGUAAGUUCAAGCUGAAGAAAGGCAAAUACAACCAGGACGUGUUGGAAGCUUUCAAGUGAAGAUCUCAUUUCCUGUCAGCUCUCUCACAAGGUUUGGAGCUUUAAGUGCAACGGAUGU